Closterium sp. Yama58-4 is the source of this 935-nucleotide messenger RNA. The record is from the annotation of a GenBank genome assembly. Lineage: Eukaryota; Viridiplantae; Streptophyta; Zygnematophyceae; Desmidiales; Closteriaceae.
CCAUAUGCCUGGCAGCGCAGGCCAUCAUGCUGGGGCUGGCAGACGUGGUGGUGGCAGGCGGCAUGGAGAGCAUGAGCAACGCGCCUUACUACCUCAAUAAGGCCAGGAGUGGGUACCGGUUCGGGCAUGGGGAGAUGGUGGACGGGGUGCAGAGGGACGGGCUCAGCGACGCGUAUUCAGAGGACCCCAUGGGGUGUUUCGCAGAGCAGUGUGCGGAGGAGCAGGGCAUAGCGCGGGAGCAGCAGGACGAGCAUGCCACGGCUACACACGAGAGGGCUGCUGCUGCCAAUGCUGAUGGCGCUUUUGACUGGGAAAUCGUGCCUGUGGAGGUGAAGGCAUCAAAGGGAAAGCAGACGAUUCUUGUUGAAAGGGACGAACCAUGCGCCAAGUUUGACGCCAACAAGCUUCGCUUGCUGCGCCCUUGCUUCAAGGAGAACGGCACCGUCACAGCUGGCAACGCCUCAGCCAUCAGCGAUGGGGCAGCAGCAGUGGUGUUGGCAAGCCGGCAGGCGGCCAGGCAGCACGGGCUGAACGUGUUAGCAGUGCUGCGAGGCUUUGGGGACGCGGAGCAAGCACCCAGCCGCUUCACCACAGCGCCCGCCCUCGCAGUGCCUGUGGCUCUCAAGCAUGCGGGGGUGGAACAAAGCGAUGUGGAUUACUGGGAGAUCAACGAAGCCUUCUCAGUGGUGGCUCUGGCGAAUCAGAAGCUGCUGGGUAUUCCCGAGGGGCGUCUGAACGUGCAUGGGGGGGCGGUGGCGCUGGGGCAUCCCCUGGGGAGCAGUGGGGCUCGCAUUGUGGUCACGCUGCUGGGCGUGCUGAGGAAGCAUGAGGGGCGCCUGGGAGUGGCUGCUGUGUGCAAUGGCGGUGGCGGCGCUUCCGCAUUGGUUGUCCAAGCCGAGUCUCUGGACUCAUCCACAUGCCAUGCUCACUUGUAG